CGCUCCUGCAGACUGCGCAUCUCCCCCUGCCAGCCCCACACGGCCGACGACGCAUCCAUGGUCAUAACAACAACAAUCCAGAGAUUCCAAAAAAAACAAACAAUAUGUCUUCCUUAUCCUUAAGGGCUUCCCGAUUCUGCAGAACGAUCGUGGAUUCUUCACGGGCCAAAAGUCAAAAACAUCCACUACGAUGCACAAAAUCCUCCAGCGCACCCUCAGCCAGAAACGAUAGACACAUAGCAAAUGUCUGCUUGGGGUCUUCACUUAGCAACCAUCAACGUGAACCAUUUAUUGGCGAAUACUUAACAUCUGCGCAGUCCGCGCACGGUUUAAAAGCACAUCACUAACAUCAGCCAUAGUAUGCUGCUACCAAAGACUGGCUAUUCGCCAUCACUCUGACUUUGCCCAUCUUCUCCCCAAUAAUAAGGCUAACCGCCCAAAGGCUUCCAUAUUUUGAUAGCAGGGAAUAAUGGGAAUGGGCAGGUAGGUCGUUCUUCCGAGAUCUACGCCAAAUCCGAUGGCAAACGUGGAAUCGAUUAUACAGUGUAGGAUAAUCACUCCAUUUCCACACGGAUAACGCUUCACAACGCAGCACUUAUUCACGCUCGACAGAUCGCGUAAUAACACGUGCUUCGUAAAGGGAAAUCCUCCAGCAUACACGGAUGAUACACCACAUCCACAUUCAUUGUAUUCAUCUUCGAUAAAUUGUACAGAUUUCGAUCCGGAUAUCUUAGUCUUACUUAAAAUUAGAACGAAGAAGCAGCCAGGAAUUAGAAAAUGGGAACGAACGAAGGAAGAAAUGAAAUUCAAAAUUGGAAAAACACGACGUAGUCUGCCUUGGGAUUAUGAUUGUAUCGAAAUUCGAAAGCAUCGCAUCCCCAAGGCGGCUGUUACAAACGGAGCACAAUGUAUCAAACACUACCGUAUUCGCUGCACACUGCACAGUGAUGAAGAUAUGUAAACAGCUAUCAAUCUCGACCAAACACGUCCGACUACGCCACCUUCGUGACCCAGUACUGUGUGUUAUCUUCCAGCGGGACGUCGUCGGUGAGGCAGGCAAUCUGCUGCAGCACCGCUUCGCCCAGCGCUUUAAUAGCUUCCGGACGACCCGCGGCGGCUUCGGCGUCCCGUAGGAGGAGGUAGAGGAGAUUCUGGCUCUUUUCAUAUCCAGAAUAAUACCAUAUCCGUCCGUUAAUCCCCACCGCCCACUCCACUUGCACCUUCGUUCCAAUAUCCGUGAUCAUCGUGUGUUCCGCAGAACCAUCGGUUAAGCAUCUGAACACACCAAGUAGUACCGCCAAAUCAAUACUCUCAAACGGAAAAGCUACGAGUACAUCAAAGCGCAGAAAAAACAUAGCUGCCAGAAAGAUCCACCGCACUGCUAUUUGCUACAAUGAAAGCACCGCGGCUGCAGCCUAACCUUCAAAUUGGGACGGUAGCGUUUCGUCGCGCCACGGAAAGCCAGAACCGGGAGGAAACCAUUCUGGCGCUCCACAUUUCGUCCCAGAUCCACGACAAAAUACUGCUCGGACAAUUCGUGUCCCUUCCGCUUGAUCACCACACCGACCACAUCAUCACCCGCCGCCGGAGAAUACUGCAAAACAAUCAUUUUUCAGUACGCAAAAUUGCGCAAAAGAUGAUUCACGGGCCAGACAGCAAACAUCUCUAUUUGAAUUUGAAAAACGAUUUUUAUUCCUGGCUUCUGUUCCAAAUUUUCGUCACCACAAAGUCCAUGGGCAUUGAUUGUGCAGUCACAGAAUCACUACGUUGUAUUCAUCGACUACUGAUUGAUGCUGUGCGGUCUUUCCUGUUCUGUUCCACGAUGUCGUUUGAUCUGGCCAACUACAAACGCAUCAUGUCCGACGCCCAGCUGGAAGCCGUCAAGUGCGAGGACGGCGAGAUUCUCGUGCGCGACAGCCCCUCCCCCGUCGCCCCACGGACGCCCCCCGGGCCCCACGCCGCGGCGGCGCGGCCAUGGGAUAGUCCGCCGUGGGCCCGCUGCAGCCGCGGGCGUGGAUGGGACGCAGGACCUGGUCUAUCCUCUGCAGCACGCGCUGGACGAGGAGCACCAGCGUGGCGAAGUGGAUGAUCGCCGUGAAACCCAGCAGCAGAAUGAGAGAGAUGCGAAUUCUCGUGGGAAAUCACCGGUGUGUGUGUUUGGUGUGGGUGGGGAUGAUGUUGCGGACAUGCCCGCUCCCGCUGCGCCUCGCACCCCCGACGAGGCAGCACCGCCACUUCCGAAAAUUAAAAAGGAAAUUAAUCCGUACACCGCAGCGGACGGCGGUCCCUUGGUGGUGGACCACAACGACUCCUUCAUCCAGUAUCUCAACCACCGCGCCCACAACCCGCCGGGCACCGCCCAGUGCUUCCCUCCCGACCCCAGAGUGGAGCGGAUCCACGCCUACGCCAUGGAUCUUCUCAACAGUUCCUCCAGUACGGAGGCACCGCUGCAGCAACCGGUAGCCGGACCGUCCCACGCCGACCGCAGCUUCUCCCCGCUCAAUCCGUCCUUUAUGCUGCGCUCGGUGGGGCUGGCGACGGAAGCUUCGCUGGAGAAGCUGGGCAAGAUCCAUCGCAUGUUGAAUCAGUCGGGUGGCAUUAUUCCGUCGGAACCGGAAGCGCAGUUGGCGGCUGUCGAAAAGACAGAACGAGAGAGAAUGGCCGUGGAGGAAGAACGGGAGAGGUCGCGAUUGGCGGAGCAGGAAGAGAGGAGACAAAUGGAAGAGCGGGAUAAAGCGUUGUUUAAGACCAUGUCCAAGGAGGAAUUAUUGUCCUGGCUGCGCUUCCAGGAUUACACCGUGAAUCGACGGGAACGCGAUCAGUGCUCGGACUAUCACCAGCGGGUUGUUGCUGCAAUAGUUUAUUUUUUGUCUACAAUGCAGCCAACAAGCGUUGUGGAUUACGACCCAUUCAAAUUGCCGGUAGCGAGUGAGGCUACUGCUUAUGCGUCCCUUAUUAAAAGGCCGCGAUGUCUGGAUGAUAUUUUAACGAUGAUCCAAGGUUGGAAUUUUGAUUAUGACGAGGUCAUCAAUCAGCUGCUGCUGAUUCCGUUAAACGCUGUCAUUUAUAAUAAACCCACCGAUCUCAUCACAUCGGAAGCCAUCAGAAUGUUUGCCUUUAUCGAGUCUGUUCUCAAGAACACCGACGCCUUUGAUCCGGGUGCGGAGACACCGACCAAUGUGUCCCUGGAGGUGGACACGAUUUAUCCGGACGACACGGAUGACAAUGAGUGUUUCAUUCUGGACGCCGGCAAGACACCGCGCAAGCGGAAACGCGCCUCCCCCGAUUCAGCGCCCAGCACGCCCGCGCAGGAUACCAGCGCAGUGGCGCGGCACAAAAGGGAGCGCCAGCUGCGCAACGUCUUCUCGGCAGUUUGAUUGAGCGGCUAAGAGAAGGAUAAUGGUGGCUGAAGCCUCGGUGGCAGACGAGCCGGGGAGUUUGGGUUGUUUUUUUUGUGUUAACAAUAUUUGCUGCUUCGCUAAUAUUGUGAUGUUUUCGUUUUUCAAGGUUUGACGUUUUUACGGGGUCAUGUGAAUAUUUCCUUCUGUUGUGAAAAUACAGAGAAGUGUUUAUCGUCUGGGGCUAGCGCACCAAUCGUUUUCUGUGCUGAAAAUAUUUGUUUCUGGAAGAAUUGAUUGAAAAAUGCAUUUCUUUCCGUGCUUGA
Molecule: messenger RNA, 3664 nt
Organism: Paramacrobiotus metropolitanus
Lineage: Eukaryota; Metazoa; Tardigrada; Eutardigrada; Parachela; Macrobiotidae
Exons: 12
Coding region: 1791-3377 (528 amino acids)
Molecular function (GO): protein binding
Source: RefSeq, a predicted model, not a curated record